This is a messenger RNA of Mandrillus leucophaeus (drill), 228 nucleotides long. RefSeq lists its product as uncharacterized. The record is from RefSeq and is a predicted model, not a curated record. The annotation marks the transcript as partial. The transcript is spliced from 2 exons. Lineage: Eukaryota; Metazoa; Chordata; Mammalia; Primates; Cercopithecidae.
AUGUUUGCACGCAAAAGCAUGGUGUGUGCAUGCGUGUGCGUGCGUGCACAGUGCAGUGGUACGAUCAGGGCUCACUGCAACCUCCGCCUCCUGGGUUCAAGCGAUUCUCCUGCCUCAACCUCCCGAGUAGCUGGAAUUACAGGCACAUGCCACGACACCUGGCUAAUUUUUUGUAUUUUAGUAGAGACAGUGUUUCACCAUGUUGGCCAGCUUGGGCUUAAACUCCUG